Molecule: messenger RNA, 804 nt
Organism: Acanthosepion pharaonis
Lineage: Eukaryota; Metazoa; Mollusca; Cephalopoda; Sepiida; Sepiidae
Source: the annotation of a GenBank genome assembly
AUGCCUAAUCUAUCUAUCUAUCUAUCACAGUCUCUUCAUAUCACUCUCUUCAUAUCACUCUCUUCAUAUCUAUCUAUCUAUCUAUCUAUCUAUCUAUCUAUCUAUCUAUCUAUCUAUCUCAGUCUCUUCAUAUCACUCUCUUCAUAUCUAUCUAUCUAUCUAUCUAUCUAUCUAUCUAUCUAUCUAUCUCUUCAUAUCACUCUCUUUAUAUCUAUCUAUCUAUCUAUCUAUCUAUCUAUCUAUCUAUCUAUCUAUCUCACUAAUUCUAUCUAUCUAUCUAUCUAUCUAUCUGUUGUGGAAUUACCUUUUGCUGUUGGACGUAUUUACGUUCUUUCUUUCUUUCUUUUCUAUAUUUUCUUUCUUUCUUUUCUACAUGUUCUUUUCUUCCUUCCUUCCUUCCUUCCUUCCUUUCUUUCUUUCUUUCUUCCUUUAUUAUUUCAUUUCUUAGUGCCUCCCUCCCUUUCUUUCUUUCUUUCUUUCUUUCUUUCUUUCUUUCUUUCUUUCUUUCUUUCUUUCUUUCUCCUCUUAUCUUCCUUUUUUUCUCUUCUUGCCUUCCUUCCUUCCUUCCUUCCUUCCUUCCUUCCUUCCUUCCUUCCUUCCUUCCUUCCAGGAGCUCUUAUUUUUCUUUCUUUCUUUCUUUCUUUCUUUCUUUCUUUCUUUCUUUCUUUCUUUCUUCAUAUCUUUGUUUUACACUUUUUUCUCGCUUCGUUUUCAUUCGCUCUCAUUUUUCAUUUUUCUUCUUAUUCCCCUCGAUUACCUUUGCUUCUGUCAUUCGCAAAUGGGGCGGAAUUAAUACGGAAUUAG